Auanema sp. JU1783 is the source of this 966-nucleotide messenger RNA. The record is from the annotation of a GenBank genome assembly. Lineage: Eukaryota; Metazoa; Nematoda; Chromadorea; Rhabditida; Rhabditidae.
AUGAAUAGACCGCCUAGUUUAAACUUACAAGAACGUGUUAGACGAGCAAGGCCUCAAUUAGAACAGAGUGGAAUAUCAUAUGCCUUAACAUAUGUGGGAUAUGUGCCGGUCCUUGCUCCGGUUCAUAGAAUGAACUCAAAGGAGCGAGAAGCUCUGAUUAAACAAGUUUUAUUAACUCUGUCAGCUCUUAAACAUAAGACGUCUCUUCCUACUCCGGAUCGUUUAGCAAGUGAGUUGAUGGGAGAGCCAAAACUAUUAGAUAUAAAAGUGAUGCUGAACAUCAAUUCUAGUAAAAUCUCGGUUACAUAUAAUGAACGUGAAAAGCUAGAAUACAAACCAAAGUUAGGAAUGCUAUAUAGGCAGCAUCCUGUAAUGUUUACUUCAAUUGUCGAUUUUAUCCCAGAAAUCAAUGAUUGCUUUGCUUAUAUAUCGAAACGCAUCAAUUCAGAUGAUAGGCGAUGUUGUGUCUUUCUAGCAGCUCCAAAAGCUAUAAAAGAGGUUUUUGAUACUUUAGAAGAAGCUAUUGAAAUCAACACGCACAACGGGGAGAAUGAGAAUGGUAAAAGCACCCCAACAGGCAACCAUAGUCGUAAUAAUUCUUCCGGGGCAGUGACACCUACUCCCGGAAAUGACAAUUCUAGGUAUUCGGACUUAUUCAAGUUCAAAUGGUAUCACGGAAGUAUCGGUCGUGAAACCGCAGUCUCAUUUUUGCAUAACAAAGGGGAUUUUCUUAUAAGAGAUAGCAGCACGGUGAGAAAUCAACUCAUUUUAUCGGCAAUUUGCGAACAAGGUGUUCAAAGACAUAUAGAGUUAUUUAGUUUAGAUGGAUCUCUACGAGUAGGGAAUCUGCUCUUUCCCUCAGUAGAGGAUAUGAUUAAUCAUUUUAUGGAAAAAAAGACGCCUAUCCGAAACACAGUCGUAUCUACAGAAAUGUUUUUGCGUUGGCCUGUGCCUAGGGUCGAAUGA